Molecule: messenger RNA, 2266 nt
Organism: Nicrophorus vespilloides
Lineage: Eukaryota; Metazoa; Arthropoda; Insecta; Coleoptera; Silphidae
Product: T-complex protein 11-like protein 1
Exons: 7
Coding region: 471-1958 (495 amino acids)
Biological process (GO): signal transduction
Source: RefSeq, a predicted model, not a curated record
ACAAGAGUUCAAUAAUUGCUGAUUCAAAGACGUAGAGGACAAAGCAAUGUUUGCCAAAACAUAAACAAGCCCCUCUUCAAAUUAGUGUAUCACAACAAUGCAUCAUUUCCUGUUUGAGAGAAAUUGCGACGAACAAAGACAAACAAAGUUAACAAAGUAUCCUUUGUAAAGGACAGGAUAAUAUAAAAAAAAAUUAAAUAAAGUGUGUACCAAAUUUGGAAACUAGAAUUCCCCCAGAAGCGACCACCGACUCGCCGGAAUCAAGGUUAUGUUGGUAAAUAAAGGAAUCAGCUGUUCGAUUUGACAUUCGGUUUUCAUAUGCGGACUGAACAAAAAUCAAAGUGAAAUUCUCGUUGCACAAAACAUUUUCCAAUCACUGAAUCCGAAAGUUUCGACCUGUUUUCCAUCCGAAAUCCAGCACGCCGGACUCAUUUCGCCACUGAACAGCAAAAGCAGUGCACAGUCUCAAGAUGAGUGACAACAUCCCAAACCGUAUUUCUGAUCCAAAGAAUGUUGAGGGGGCCAGGAUCCGGUCGCAGAGUGAAUGCUCUGCUGCUAGUGAUGAUGAGAAUUUUUCCAGAAGGCAGAAGGCUACAUUCAUGGUGUCUUCUGGGUUGACCUCAGCAUCACCACCUAAAUUUGUCUCUCUGGAGGAGAUUAUGCAGGCAGCUAACAGCAUGCAGGAUAUGGCACUGGUUCAUCAAAUUGUAGUUGACAAGGAGUUCAGAUUGGAGAGGCAUGAACCUGAACCAGAUAGUGUUCACAAAGUGAUUAAGGAUACUAUGCAUAGAGCCUACUGGGAUCUGCUAAGGAGAGACAUCAGUCAGGAUCCUCCAAAUUAUGAUCAUGCUCUGGUUCUGCUCAACGACAUCAGACAGGGUUUGUUUGAUCUGCUGUUGCCGCAGCACACGAAACUACGGCAACAGAUUACCGAAGUUCUGGAUCAGGAUCUGAUCAAGCAGCAAGCGGAGAAAGGCAUACUGGAUUUCCAGUAUUUUGCCAAUUACGUGGUAACCGUGAUGGGUAAGCUUUGCGCUCCGGUGAGAGAUGAGAAGAUCGUUGAGCUGACCAAAAUUGAGGACGUGGUGGAAACGUUCAAAGGAAUAUUGGAGACUCUGAACUUGAUGGCCCUGGAUAUGGCGAACUUCGCUAUAGAAAUGGCCAAACCAGAUAUCAUCGCGCACAGCGUGGAACUGGAAAGGAAGAAGUUUGCCGAUUUUUUGGCAAUACAACCUGAUGGUCUUGAAUUCACAAGGAAAUGGAUUUUGAAGCAUUUAGAUACUUCGAUUCAGAAACCAAGUAGCAUUGAUCAUACUACGUACGUGAGGAAUUUGACUAAGGAGACGGUUAUCAGGGCUGCAAUAGAUCUCAUCGAGUGGGAGCUAAACGCGCCGUAUCCGGAGACGUUUAUGCUGGAUGUAACCAGAUUGGAAGAUUUGCGGCUUAGAACGGAGCGCUUGGUUAUUACCGGCACCGUCUUGCUAGUCACCAUGAGUUUAGUAGGUCAGAAUCUGAACACCUUGGCAUCGUUUAAGGAAUCGCUAAAGGAGCAUUGCUGCAUCAUAAUGCAAUCGUAUGCUGAACCAGAUAAUUUGAAGGAGCUUCUACCGAAUAUUGCAGUGCAGGCGAUCAAAGACGCGAAGGAGAAUAUAGAGCAGCACAAGUUCUCGCCGAUGAGCGAAUCCGAUGAGAAAACACUUACGGAUUCCAUCGCGGACAUCGGGAACGACAGCAACAAGAUCAAGCAGUUGGUCAGACAAAGAAUCAAAGAGUUUUAUGAACAAAUAAUUGCGUCCUCGACGGCGGCCCCUCAGAAGGUCCCGGCCGGUCUGAAUGCCCUUCAGAAGGAACUGACCGCCAUCGCCGGACAAUUCCUGAGAAUCAUUUCUCACAACAGCAGCGUGUUUUGCAUUUACUAUUACGAUAUUGUAGAAGGUGCACUGCCUAAGCCAGCUUAAAUAUAUUUUACACACAUAAUCCGCUAACGUGUAUAUUUAUUUUAGAGAAAUUUUGUUAUGUACUAUUAUUUUUUUGUUUUGUUAAUUCGAUUUUGAAAUUGUUUUAGCUGGAUCUAAAAUCGUUAUAUCUCUCGGUGUAGACUAAUGAUGUGAUUAUAUUUUCUUAUUAAGUGAACUUAUUAUAUGCAAGUUUAUAUAACCCAGUAAUAAUCUAGGGUGUAAUGUACUUUAUCGCUGAUUCCAACAACUUUUUAAUAUGUAUUGUUUAUGUUAUUAAUUAUUAAUAGUUCGUUGCAUUUUUAUGUUCA